AUGGAUCCACAACUUGCUAAUGAGAAUUUUCACGUCUACAUCAAGAGGAAAAGACAUGAGUUAAAGCACGGAUCACAGCCAACAUGUGGCCAAGAUAUUAACCCAAUUUCAAGUCCACAUGAAGAAAACAUAGGUAUGGAAAAGGUUGGAGAUGUGCCAAUUCCCAAAAUUGAUGACUCCACCAUGCCAAUUGUAUUGAGGAAGGGUGUUAGGAGAUGUACAUGUUAUCCAAUUGGAAAUUAUGUUACUUAUAGAGGACUAUCACCAUCUUACAAAGCAUUUGCUACUUCUCUUGAUGAUAUUCAUGUUCCUAGCACAACAAAAGAAGCAUUACAAAAUUCAAAGUGGAAGAAGUCAGUACAAGAUGAGAUUGAUGCACUUGAAAAUAAUGGAACAUGGACUAUUUCUGAUUUGCCAGCUGGGAAAAUGCCCGUUGGAUUCUAUGUCAAUGAUAUUAUUUUAUCUGGGAAAGAUGUGGAGGAAUUACAAAAUUUGAAUAAGUAUUUGUCAGAAGAGUUUGAAGUUAAAGAUCUUGAAAAUCUUAAAUAUUUCCUUGCAAUAGAAGUGGCUAGAUCAAGAAAGAACAUUGUUGUUUCUCAAAGAAAAAAUAUUCUAGAUCUUCUUAAGGAGACUGAUAUGCUUCGAUGCAAACCUGUUGAUACUCCUACGAACAACCAAAAGAAAUUUGGCACCGAAAAAGAAAGUAUAUCUGUAGGCAGCGGUAGGUAUAAGGAUGUGUGA
This is a messenger RNA of Dendrobium catenatum, 741 nucleotides long. RefSeq lists its product as uncharacterized. The record is from RefSeq and is a predicted model, not a curated record. The transcript has 2 exons. Bases 1 to 741 code for a protein of 246 amino acids. NCBI's taxonomy places the organism in Eukaryota, Viridiplantae, Streptophyta, Magnoliopsida, Asparagales, Orchidaceae.